GCCAUUGAUUUGUUUUUAGCCAAUGACAACGCAUCAUUUUAUGAAUAUUCAGUCAACGUUGCAUCAAUAACCACGCCCCUUUUCAGCAGGAGAAAGGAAGCUGCUUUUUCGACCUGGCUGAAAAUCUUCCCCUAGAAAGCUCUCAGGGGCCCAGCCCACCAGGAAAGCUGUAUAAGCACAGGGUCGACGGGACGGACGGAAGCGGUGCGCCGUCGUACGGGGAGGUCCGUAGUGACAGCGCGAUGAGCUACAAACCCAUCGCCCCUGCUCCGUCCGGCUCCAACCACACCCCGCCAGGCUCCAGUGUUCCCUCCCCCUCACUCCCCUCCAACUUCAGACCAGCGUUCAGUGAUUUCGGCCCGCCAUCGAUGGGCUUCGUUCAGCCAGUGAAAGUGUCUCAGGGCUCAACCUACAGCGAGCUGCUGUCAGUUAUCGAGGAGAUGAGUCGCGAGAUCCGCCCCACCUACGCCGGGAGCAAGAGUGCCAUGGAGAGGCUAAAGAGAGGUAUCAUUCACGCGAGGGCGCUGGUCAGGGAGUGUCUGGCGGAGACAGAGAGGAGCGCUCGCACAUAACCCUUUGCAGAAUCCCUCCACCCCCCUCCCUUGUCUUUGUAUAGGCCUAUGUGUCCUGUCUUUGUUAUCCUGACUUUUUGUCUCUAUUGCUCCACUGAACCUGUAACCUUUUUCCCCAUAUAGUUUCUCACACCGCCUAUGGGGUGUGUUCAGAAUGUGUAACACAUUUUGCAGUUGUAGGACAGUUCGCUCUCAGAACAUUCUGUAGCUUAUUUCAGUUUCAUAGGCAUCACGAGGGGCUGGUAGAUAUUUUCUCAUUUUGGUUGUCCUGUUCAGUGGGGGUGAGGUGAUAGUGCUGUAAAAUAUUUGAUAGAUUUUUGAAAACUAUGCCACAAUGAAAUGAGGUUGAUACUCUGACUUUCUCUCUUAGCUGCUAUACUGACACCACUCUACAUCGAAAGGGUUAAUUCCACAUUGUUUUACAGUAAGCAACACUUAAGCCUUGUUCGCCCUGCAGGCCUUAAUGCUCAAAUCAGCUUUGUUUUUCCAAUCCGUUUUGGGUUAAUUCACUUUCCAAACGGCAAGUGACCAAAUUUGGAUUUGUGUGUGUUCAGACGGCAGUCAUUUGUUGACAUGGGUAUGCUACUUGUCAUAGUAAUGACGAAUGUGUGCGUUCCUUCUUCCUAUCACUCAGAAGUUAUGUAGCAAGCUAAGGUGACAAUUGCCUGCAAUGGAUGUUCCCCAGUUUGCUUUGAAUGUUUGAAAUCGGUGAAAAAAAAUCACACUUUUAAAGCCGCCAAAGGAUAAGGCAAUCCAAUUUUCAAAACAAGUGUUUGGCUACUAGCCACGGCAGUCAACUAACGAGGUAGCUGUUUAUCCUUCUAGCACAUUCACUCAUUUGUUUGUAAACAACAAGCUAGUUAGUUACCACAUAUUCUUGCCACACCACAGUGGUUUGAAGUCAUCCUAUUCCAUGUGUUUUUUUGGCUGUUCAGACUGCAGGAAAAAUAACAUUUGAAUCAGAUAUGCAAAAAAAAUGUAUUUGAUGUGAACAAGGCUUAACAGCAUCUUGAAAAUAUCCCAUUCUGUUCCACAUGCUUCCACCCUACACACAUUUUCUGCUGUCAUGGCACCCUCUAUCUGCCACAUACAGUCAAGCUUUCCUUGCCCUUCAUCCUCCACCCAAUUAACUAUUACCUCCUCCCUACACACCUGAAAUCAGUUUUGUUAGUAUGGCAAUUUUGUAAACCCAAUUUUUGCAGUUCUGUACUUGAAUUGAAUGAAAUUAAAAGUUAGAAAAGUUUUCCAAUUAAAAAAA
Molecule: messenger RNA, 1830 nt
Organism: Oncorhynchus keta (chum salmon)
Lineage: Eukaryota; Metazoa; Chordata; Actinopteri; Salmoniformes; Salmonidae
Gene: cdk2ap2
Product: cyclin-dependent kinase 2 associated protein 2
Exons: 5
Coding region: 243-572 (109 amino acids)
Biological process (GO): regulation of microtubule cytoskeleton organization; negative regulation of G1/S transition of mitotic cell cycle
Cellular component (GO): nucleus; microtubule; cytoplasm
Source: RefSeq, a predicted model, not a curated record